Messenger RNA from Macrosiphum euphorbiae (potato aphid), 1242 nucleotides. NCBI's taxonomy places the organism in Eukaryota, Metazoa, Arthropoda, Insecta, Hemiptera, Aphididae. The record is from the annotation of a GenBank genome assembly.
AUGAAAUCAAACAUGAUUGAAUCGGAAUUCAAAGAAUUGGAAUCUUUGAAAAAAAAACAGGAAGUUGGUGAUGUUAUAACUCCACAAAUGCAAAUUGACCACGUCAGAAGUAAAAUUAAUGAUGUAGAAAAUAAAACCAAUGUCAUAAAACAAUAUUGCAUUCAAAACCAAAACAAAAAUGUACAAUUAUUAGAUGAAAAAAAUAAACAAAUUAUUGAACUCAAUAUGAUGCGUGACUGUGAUACACAAAAUCUUAAAAAAAGUAGAAAACUCGAUCUCGAAAUCGUUUCUUUAUCCAAAGAAGUCGAUCAGUAUAAACGAAAACUUACGAACAUGAGAAAUGAAGCUGUGAAGUAUAAUGAAGUUUUUGGAAAACAUAAAGGGAAAAGUAGUAAACUUUUGAAUGAAAAUGAAUGGAUACAAAGCUCUGCUUUGGUUGAAUUAAAUGAAAAUGAAAAACAGUGUUUGGAAUAUAUAGACCUUCUAAAAUUGUUAAAAAAUGAAUUGAACGAAAUUAAAAAAACAUACAUUGAGAAACAACGUGAAAGUAAAUCGUGGGACGCUAAAGUCCAGUCACUUGUCGAAAUGAAAACAGAACUUAAGAAUAAACAAGGUAUUUUUGGUGACAUUGGUGUUAUACAAAAAGAAAUACAUAAAAUGCAGAUAACGGAAAAUAGAUUGAAAAAAAUAUUAGACAAAAUAAUGUCGGAUUUAGAAAAAUGCAUAUUGAAACGGGAAACGAUUUACAAUUCAUUUGCAUCAAAGAAUUCAAGCGACAAAAAUGGUACUAAACAAAAAUUGUUGAAGAUCCUCGAUGACAUGCGAAUAAUGAUAAGACAAAUUAAAACUAAAUGUAAAAAAAUAAACAAAGACAUAAGUCAUGCCCAAAAUUAUAAAAUAGAAAUGGAGUGUAAGCUUACAAAUUUAAGAGAUAAAUGUAUCAACGUUGAACAAAAUAUUAACGAUUUAACAAAAAAUAUUGAAGACACGAAUGCUUUAAAACUUAAAGACUUUUAUAAGUUAAACUUCAAGCAAAAUCAUAUCAAAUUCUUGGAAGAUGUAAAAGAAGAAAAAUACCGUUUGCUGAUAAAAAGUGAAUCAAAAAUUAAAGAAGCAAUUACAACUCAGGGAUCGAAGAAUUCUAACUUAAUAAGUGUUGUGGAAGCUUUAAAAAACGAUUUCCCAUACUUGGAUGUUGUGUUGACUCGUUUGUUAUUAACUCUUAAGUCUAUUGAAAGUUAA